This is a messenger RNA of Macrosteles quadrilineatus (aster leafhopper), 2812 nucleotides long. It is a transcript of the gene ldbr, whose product is annotated as lariat debranching enzyme. The record is from RefSeq and is a predicted model, not a curated record. Gene Ontology annotation, biological process: mRNA splicing, via spliceosome. Gene Ontology annotation, cellular component: nucleus. The transcript is spliced from 11 exons. Gene Ontology annotation, molecular function: RNA lariat debranching enzyme activity. The coding region runs from base 171 to 1730 and encodes 519 amino acids. NCBI's taxonomy places the organism in Eukaryota, Metazoa, Arthropoda, Insecta, Hemiptera, Cicadellidae.
UUGGUUUUGUUUAUUUUACCAAUGAAUAAUGAAUACACAAGGGUUUGAAUUCAUUGUUUUACUGACGAAUUCGAAUAAUUCGUUUCAAAUUUCAAAAUUGUAAAGAGUACUUAGAGUAGAGACUACUGAGACUAGAUAGAGCUUUAUCUUGUGCUCUAGAAAAUUUAAUCAUGAAGAUUGCUAUCGAAGGAUGUGCUCACGGAGAAUUGGAGAAAAUUUAUAAUGCUAUUCAGUAUAUGGAAAAAGAAGGUGGAUUCAAAGUUGACCUUCUCAUAUGCUGUGGUGAUUUCCAAUCUACGAGAAACUCACAAGAUUUGUCUUGUAUGGCUGUCUCUCAAAAGUAUAGGAACAUCUGUUCUUUCUACAAGUAUUAUUCAGGGGGGAAAGAAGCACCCAUCCUUACACUGUUCAUCGGAGGGAACCAUGAGGCAUCAAAUCACUUACAGGAGCUCCCUUAUGGGGGAUGGGUGGCUCCUAAUAUAUAUUAUUUAGGUUAUGCUGGUGUCGUGAAUUUUGGAGGUGUACGCAUUGCUGGCCUGUCAGGUAUCUACAAGAGUAGAGAUUAUAUGAAAGGACACUAUGAGAAACCUCCUUACAGUGAAGAGACCAAGCGAUCAGUCUACCACAUCAGGAACUUGGAGGUGUUCAGACUGAAACAGCUGACUCAGCCGGUGGACAUCAUGCUGUCACAUGAUUGGCCAAGAGGAGUCACUGACUACGGGGAUGUUGAUACACUGCUCCAGAGGAAACCGUUUUUCCAACAGGAUAUAGAGCAGAACGCAUUGGGAAGUAAACCAGCUGAAGAGCUAUUACACGAGCUCAAACCAACUUACUGGUUUGCCGCUCAUCUACACUGCAAGUUUGCUGCUAUUGUUCCACACGGUCCACGAAAAGGUGACACCAGGUUCCUUGCAUUAGAUAAAUGCUUGCCGAAGAGGAAAUUUCUCCAAAUAAUGGAGCUGGACCAUGAUGACAGUCAGACACUAGAGUUGAGCUAUGACCUAGAGUGGCUCACCAUUUUACAUCUGACUAAUCAUCUGCUUUCGGUCAAAAAGGGAAUCACCUAUAUGCCUGGUCCCUCUGGUGUAGAGAGGUGGAUAUUUACUCCAACCGAGGAGGAGAAAGCCCAUGUGCUUAAGAGGUUCAAUAGUGAACUGAAAGUGCCGAGGAACUUUUCUAAGACGGUACCAGCCUGGAGUGAAGAGGGGGGACAACAAGGACGAGCGACGCAGCAGUUUAACCCGCAAACCACCACUUUCUGUGAGCUGCUGGGUGUAGACGACCCUCUAACUCUGCUCAGCGGAGGUGACGAGACACCUGGAACAUCAACUCCAACCUUCUUCACACCCGACAGGUCUAGAGACACUUCUCAAGUAUCCUUCACUUCUCCCUCGGACUACGACGAGACUUGUAGUCAGUCUAGUUUCAGCAACACCAGUUUUACUCCAAGCCCAAUCAAGAGGAUGAGUUUACCACCGCCCAAGCUAGAGUUGCCCGAUGAUAGUUCAGAGGAUUUGCUCUCUACAAGUCAGGUCUCUCAGGACAGUACGGCCAACCUGACAGCUACAGACUCAGUGAACACAACAGCCAGCUUAAAUGAAUCGGUUUUGUCGCAAUCAACGUGUGAAACAGAUGCGAGUCAAGAACCUAGUGAGGAUGGACCUCCGAUACCAAACAAAAAGUUCAAGCGGAGAAACCAAGCACUAUACACUUCUACUGAAGAAGAUUGAAUAUGAUCAUUGAAUAUAGAAGCUGAAAUAUUUUCUUCUCAUCAAUAUGGCAAUAAGGUGUCAGUUUUGAUGUAGGCUUUUGUGUGUUGCUGACUAAUUAAUUUCUUCCUUUUUUAAGAUUAGAAUUUAAUCAAUAAAAUAAUGAUCUUUCCAAGACGGUUGUUUUUGUGUAAUGAUUUGCUGUUGCAUGAUCAUGACAUGGGUACGUCUCAGUUUAAAAUUUUGUUCUGAAUGAGAAAGGAAGAAAAAGAAUACAGCAGCACUCAAAUAUGAAUCCUGUACUGCAAAAAACGGAAAGUAAAUAAAAGAAACGUCUUAUAACACUUAAAACAUAUAUUUACGCUUUUACUGUUACUCACAAGACGGUAAAUAUACAAAAAAAGAUGGUAAGUGGUGAACCGACUAUGCAAAUAACAUAAUAUUCCAACAUCAGUUCCAAAUGUCACAAUAAAGCUGGUGGAAAAUCUACUUUAGGCAUGUAUAGUCAAUUUAAGCAACUAGCUGUUACCCACGGGCUUCACCCCGUUUGACUUCAUGAGUAUUAAUAAAACUAUUGAUUGGUUAACCCUCCGAGGGUCACGCGUCAAAAAAUAGACGCACAACACACUUUGUGUAGGGUCACGCGUCGAGUUUAAGACGCACAAACAUCGUUUACGGCGAAGGCUCUAUGACUGACUGAAUCGGAUUGAACUGGAUCGAGUUAGGUAUCGUUCUUUCCGUAAUAUUCUAAGCUUUCUCCAGAGGUCUGUCUCUAAGCGCUAUUCAUUUUAGUUCCGAAAAUAUUGUAGCAGACAGCUGACGUGCGUGUAUUUGUAAACAGCUAGGUUCCCCCGGACCGAUGACUGAUGUGUUUUAUUACGUUUAUCAUUGUUUUAGUGUUAAAAAUCAAAAGUAGUGAUAUACGUGGUGCAUUAUAAGAAGAUUUAAGUGGUUUUGAAGUGCUGGUUGAUGAUCCUGAAGAAGUAGGUAGUGAUAUUGAUGUAAAUUAUCAGCCAGAUUCCUAGCUAUGGUUAGGCUAUGCAUUCUUAGCUAAACGCUAUGUACUGAAAUCCGUUUUUCGCUCAUAACUUAUUUAUUUGAUA